Diorhabda carinulata is the source of this 7233-nucleotide messenger RNA. Its product is annotated as tripartite motif-containing protein 2-like. Lineage: Eukaryota; Metazoa; Arthropoda; Insecta; Coleoptera; Chrysomelidae. The transcript has 10 exons. Bases 253 to 2367 code for a protein of 704 amino acids. Gene Ontology annotation, biological process: proteasome-mediated ubiquitin-dependent protein catabolic process; negative regulation of translation; protein polyubiquitination. The record is from RefSeq and is a predicted model, not a curated record. Gene Ontology annotation, molecular function: protein binding; zinc ion binding; ubiquitin protein ligase activity.
UUACUUAUCUUUUAUAUUUAUCACUUAUAGUUAAAAAUAUAUAUUUACAAACGAGUUGCGCUAUUAAAUAACCGUUACUCGUACUAGGAGACAGAACCAGGAAAACCAGUUAUUUCUGGACACGUGGGUGAUUGUUUAAGUGGUCUUGGAUCUCAGUCUUGUCGACCGGUGGUUGUUUAUCAUCAACAACCCGCAAGAGAUGUGACAAGAAUUGCUAAGAGUUAACGCGAGUCGUACGGGCUACAACGAUUCAUGUUCUGUUGUUCUAGACUGACGAGGCUGGGAGAGAGGAUGGUUAGUAUGAACUCGACAUUAGUAGAAACUGUUAGCAUCAACUACGAAGACUUUAAUGAGAGUUUUUUGACGUGCGGGACUUGCUUAUGUAUGUACGAUGGCCAAGAACACACUCCAAAACUGCUUCAAUGCUCUCACACCGUUUGCUUGCACUGUUUAACUAGGAUAGCAGCCUCCCAGACGCGAGACACGGGCACAUUCCGAUGUCCGAUAUGUCGAGAAUUAAUUCAUAUCCCUCGUGGAGGAGUAUCAGCUCUUCCACCAUCGUUUUUAGUUAAUCAACUUUUGGAUCUAAUGUCGAGACAAAGAAGGGAGGUCAUACCAAAAUGUUCCGUACAUAUAAAUCAAGAAUUGUUAUUUUGUGAAACUUGUGAUACUGUGUUUUGUACACUCUGUACCGGAGGGUCCCAUAAUGAUGCUACCACCAGCUGCGAACAUACCAUCAUACCGUUUUCUAUAGCUAUCAAAAGAAUGUCUGAAAUUCUGUUGUAUAAAGCCAAUGAGUGUAUUUCUAAGUUGUCUCAAGCUCAAGAAGGUGUUAGUGCAGAAUUGAGAAGGCUCGAAACGGCCAAAGACACCUGUUUAGACAAAAUCAAUGAAACAUUCCAACAGAUACAGACACUAAUGGAUCAAAGGAAGCAAGAAGUCAUUGAUAGUGUAACGGCUAUUUGUACUGAAAAGAAACGUGUCUUAGAAGAACAGCAUACUUUAAUAGAAAAUGAAAAAAAUAAGGUAGAGCAGGAAUGUCAAGGUCUCCAAUAUCAAGUAGAAGUAAGAAAUAUAACGCAACGAAUUGAAAUCCUAUCAGAAAAAUUAGAUUCUACUGUAGCUUUAAGCGAACCGCGUGAAAACGCUUUUCUUACCUGCGAUUUCGAUCUUAACGACAGUUUCGAACAAAUUCAGCAACAUUUGAGCGUUCUGGGGAAAGUUCGAACUAGUACCACUUUUCCUAGACUUUGUACUGCUAAAUUGGAAGGAAAUACUAUAGCUGGUAUAGAAAAUUAUGUUACGCUCAUUACCGUAGAUUAUCACGGAAAUGAAAGGAAGAACGGAGGGGAUCCCGUUGAAGCUGAAUUACUCAUGGCAACUGCCGAAGAAAGUAUAAAUCCAUCAUCUUCAGACGAAACUUACCCUGUAAGAGUGGAAGAUUGUGAUGACGGUACUUACAAAUUGUACUUCAGGGCACCAAAGUCUGGUAGAUAUGGUAUCAAAAUAUCUGUGAUAAAUCGUCCUAUAAAGGAUAAUCCGCUUUAUUUCGAUGUAAGCGAUCACAACAAUCCUGUAUGUAUAUACGGUUCAAGAGGUAGUGGUAAAGAUGAGUUUAUGCAACCUGUAGCAGUAGCAAUCGAUGAGAAAGAUCAAAUUGUUUAUGUCUUGGAUACUGGUAAUUCAAGGAUCAAAGUUUUGAAUGAUAAGCUGGAAUUUAUGAAGCAUGUCACUAAUGAAGGUUUAUUAGGAAGAAGUUGUACAGGCAUUGAUAUAUCUAAUGAUGGUCUUAUAGUAAUAAACUGGAGAACGAAAUUCAUAACUGAAAUGACAACAGACGGUGAAACUAUAAAAUCUUUCACUUACAAUGCUUUUCAAGAACCUAUAGAUAUAGCAGUGGAUAAAAACUAUGGUCAUAUUCUUAUAGCGGAUAAUGGAAUGAAUUGUGUUUACGUAUUCGAUGGGGAAGGCAAAAUAUUAUUUCAGGUUGGAAAGAAAGGCACAUUCAAUUUAAUCUCCUCAGUAGCAGUUGGUCCAUUGGGUGAAAUAGUUGUGGCUGAUUCGAGGGUACAAAUGUUUUCAGCUAAAGGAGAUUUUAUGGAAGUUAUUUAUGAUGAAGGGAAAGGUAAAGGUAGAUAUGGUGGUAUUUCCAUAGACUGUGACAACAAGGUGCUUCUGACAAGAACGGAACAAAAAGGCCGCACUUAUGUUCAACUUCUCUCACUAACUGAAAACAAUAUAAAUCAUUUAAUCGAUUCUCAUGACGCCAAACUCAAAAGACCUAGUGGAGUAGCAGUUACAAAUGAUCAUCAUGUCAUUGUUAUAGAUUUGGGCAAUAAUUGUGUGAAAAAGUAUAGGUAUUGGUAGUCGUUACAUCAACUACAUGUUUUUGACAAUUGUCGUUAGAAGAUUGGUUUUGAGAAUUUUUGAUAAUGCGAGGUAUUUAAUUAACAUAUGUCAACUGUUGGUUUUUGGAGGAUUGUCAGAAGUGAAAGAUUUGACUUGUGUUACUGUAAGGAUAAUUAUAUACUUAUAUUUGUACCUUUGCAUCUUGACAUACUACAUUAUGGUAUUAAUAGAAGAUAAAUUUUAAAAUUGUUAGGUUCCUGUGUUAAUAAAUGAUCAUUUUCUCCACAUUUUUCAAUGGAAAAGGUAUUAAUAACUCUAGAUUGUAGUAUGUCGAAAGUUGCUCGCGCACAAUUUUAUCAUUCUAUUGGUACAUGUGUAUCAGGCUUAGUUUAUCUGUGAUUUAUUCGAAAUUAUCGUUCAGAUUGAUCUAAACGGACCAUAUUAACUAUACAGGAUAUCUAGAAACCUUUAUGUCAAACUAUAGAUACUAGAUGUGAUUCUUUGUUCAUCUAAACUACUAAACCAUCUUUAAGCAAAAGCUCUUCCCAAAGGAGGUAGUGUCUUUCAAUGAUUACACAGACAAAUUACUUCAUUUUAAACAUAAAUAAUACAGAUAAAUAUUUGGAUUUUCGUUAGCAACCCUCAAAAGUCUCUGAAGAACUGUAUUUAAGGUAGUACUGAAGAAUUUGCAAUCAGAAUUUAAUGAAACUUGGAAUAUUAGUAUAUUAUUAUAAGAUAAUCAACCAGUUAAAUUUUCAGAGGUCUACAGGGAACUCAAAAAAGAUAUUAACAUUAAAUUUUUUUUCUAUUUCCAUUGAUGCUUAUGGGACGUCCAAGUUUAUUCUUUAUUUCAUUUGAAACUUCAAAGCUUAUAAUAAGAAUAAUUAGUGAAUAAUUGAGAAAAAUGUACCAUGUUACUUAUAUGUGGCAACGCUGCGGACAAGAUUAUGACGCUCGCGAAAUUUGAAAGUGAAAGAACGCGGUAUGUGGGGAUAUUAGUGUUAAACAUCUCUUUAGAUAGAUAACACUCUUAGUCAUAUAAGUAUCUUGUUGGUCAUAUUUUCUCUAAAUCUAAAAGAAACCUGAGUGCUUUGAGAAAGGUAGUGUUGAGUUUGUUUUUUAAACCACUACCUAAAAAUUUCUUGUAUAAAUCUUGUAUAAACCUGUUAUGAUGAAUUGUUGAUUACAAUCCAGAAUUUCUAAUUUACUUAAAUUAUGAAUGUUAGUGUCGGCAAUAAAAAAACGCGGGUUUAUAAUCAACAAAUUAUUACUGCAGGAUUAUACAAUUGUACGAGGUACCAAGUUUUUUUCUAUCCUUAAAUAACUGGCUUAACAACCUCAUCUUCAAAUAACGCUAACUUGUAUGAAAGUUUUGGUUAACGCAGAAAUAAGUUUGGAUGGACAUAAAAUCAUAUCUAGUAUCUGCAAUUUGCGUUUGGCAGGAGAGAUUCUGUAUUUGCGCAAUUGAUAUAGAAAUAGCACUGCAAAUAUAUCUUUUGUGAACCUUCUCAAAGCUUAUGACGUUUUCUCAUACUAGAUAAUAAAGCAGUUUCACCAUAGGAUAAUAUCUUGAUUCUCAAAAUAUUUACAUUAAAUACAUAGCAAGGCAGAAUAGGAAAUAUUGUUUCAUUUUAGGAUUUUAGCUUCAAAGUUUUGAAAAUUACAAAUAUUUUAUAACUAAAUUUGACCAGUGAAUUUUAAGAAAUAAUAACAUUAUAUAUACACAAAAAUAGUCAAAUAUUAUUCGGAUUAAGGUUUUUUAUCAGAUCUCUCUUAACUACAUUUUCCAACAAAAUUGACGCACAAUUUUUAUUUUUUAAUCUUAAAAUAUCGCGUAAUCACUUUUAUCAAAAAUUAAAUUAGAAUGAAGGUAAAAUUAAAAUUUCACCAAUAUCAAACUGGAUUUGAUUUUUUUAUUUAAUUCCCAAUUGUAGGGCAUGGAGGGAUCUUAACUAAAACUAGGGUAAAACCUUUAAAAAUAAUAAAAAGGGGAAAGGGGUGAGUUUAUAAGGGCAAAAACGAUUUGUUCCGAGUUCCGACAAAACUACAAGAUCUAUAUCAUUGAAAUCUGUAUUUGCUGAUGGUAUAAAACAAUAUUGCCAUCACUAUGGUAAAGUUUCUCAGAAAAGACAAAGAAACUGAAAAAAUUUGCAUUCGAAAUUUUUUUUAAUAAUUAUAUACAAUUUUUACAUAUUUAUUAAAAUAUUCAACUCUAAUUACUUAUGUUUUUAUCAAUAUUACAUGGAAUCUUAGAUUUUUCGUUUAAUUAGUGUGUAAAAUUUUAAUAAAUUAUAAAAUUGAAAAUUUUCAGAUGCGAUUUUUUUCUUUUUUUGCCUCUUAUGAGAAAAUUUACCAUGGUGUUGGUAAUAUUUUUUUACAUCAUCAGAAAGUAGAGAUUACAACGAAUAAAAAACUCGCCGACUUUCCGACUUUUUAAAAAAACCUGAUAUUUUGAGGGGUGAAUUUUAAUUGAAAAUUAGGGUGCUUUUUAGAUAUUAAGUCAAAAUAAUGUUGAAAAAUAUAUAUUUCAAAUCAAAUAAAUUACACUAGUAUUUGGGGACAUGAAAGGUUAGUUUUCACCACAUUUUCUGUGAAAAAAGUUUUUUUGCAAAAGAUGAAAAUCAAUACUGAAAACUUUGUUUUUUAAAUUCUUCACAUAAAUUUUGAGGUUAUUUGAAAAAUGUAUUGAAACAAAAGUUAUAGAUCUUUUUAUUAGUUACAACUUUGCUAUUAAACUUUUUCUAUAGUUUUUGUAGUUUUGCUGGAAAUCGAGAUAAACCGGUUUUUACCCUCAAAAACUCACCCCCAUCCUCUUCCCGAUCUGAAUUCGCCUGUAAAUUAUUUUUUUCCUUUCAUUUUUAUAAUAUUCUUUUCAAAUGGCUUUACUACUACUACUUUACUAUUUUUAUUUGUUUCAAAACUUUUCAACCCUGGUCUUUAUAGUUUAAUAUAUUAAUUACCGCUUGACAGGGUCCAGGCAUACUUAUAACCUCAUCUCUCAUUCCAUUUUAAUCAAGAGCAUUCCAUAUUUGAUCAAGUUUGAGAGACAGCAUAUGUAAAUUGUAAGCCAGAACUACUAAAGCUCAUACUAUUAAUUACAUCCCACAGAUGCACUAUUGGAUUGAAAAUUGUUGGGAUUCCGAAGUUAAUUUUGGACAAAUUCUUGUGAUAUGCAUUCAAGCAUUAUCAUGCAUCAAGAUUAUUGUUUUUUUUUACGAAAAUGAGUGUGAAGGGCACGUCUUGUGGUUCUAAUAAAUCAACAAUGUGUGUGUGAACCUGACAAUCUCUUUCAAUCGCCAAGUUAUGUCCUUCUGAUCUUCUAUUUCUUCUUGUCUUUUGAAACCUUGAUUCUCUACAUCUAAAUAAAUCUAAUCUAUGCCACAUACACUUUUGAUAAGCCUUUUCCGUUUAACGCCAUCUGAGACAAAAUGAUUUUUAAAUAAACCAUUUCUUAUUUUAUAACUUUGUAUUUCAAGUAUAAAUUUUCGGCAGCAACAAAAGUAGGAAUUAUAAGCUGACAGAUGUUAGCCAUUAUUAUUAUGCUGAGAACAUUGUGUCACACUGGGUAUACAGAUAGAAAGGUUUGAACUUCGACUUUCAAAUAACGUUACGUUCAUAAAUACUAGUUUUAAUAAAAGAAAUUACUAGUGUAAAUAAAGCUCCUUCUUUCAAAUUCAAAUCAAAAUCGAAAUCAGGAGAUUUCUGUUGAAGGACCGAUGUUUCGUCCUCCCAAAUUUUUCCAAAAACCUACAAUCGUAUUUUAGGUGAGAUUUGUUGGGAAGAGUUCAAAUGAAACAAAUAUUUUUGCAUUUAUUGGCAAAUAGCUAAGUGUUGAAAAAAAAUCUUAUGCUAUUUAAUUAUUAUUUAAUUAAUUAUAUUUAAUCUUCUUAUAUAUAAGGCAACACUUAGCCAAAAAACUAACUAUGUGUUACUUUUGUUGGAGAAUUUAUUUCUCAAAAAUUAUUUCGAAUCUUUUUUGUCUAAUACAAAGUUGUAAUCAGAUCUAAAGUAGUUGAGAAAAAUUGUUUUGGCAGAAAAUUCAUCUCUUUAUAUCUUUACUUAUUCCCAUUUAACCAUUUUUAAUACAGAAUUUCAGUGAAAAUGAGUUAACCACUGGGCUUUUAAUUGAAAAACUCGCAAUUUUUUUAUACAAAUGUAUCGUUUCUCAACCCAACUUAAAUAAGACUUAUCAUCACAUACUCUAUAUAAACUCUACAAAUGCAUAGCGAGAACCAACAUGUUAACAAAAUGAUAGAUGAAUAUUUGAAUUUAAUAAUACAACACAACAAAAAUCAUCAACAUUACAACUUAAUGAAAUAUUCUUACAGUGUUUUAUUAGGUGUUUUGGAAGCAUGUUAUAGUUGAUAUAUAUAAAAAGAGCAACUUUGGUUUCCCUAUUUUUUUCACAUUCGAAUAAGUAAUAAUGAAUACAUGGACAAAAUUGUGAGUAUGUUAGCAGAUGCUUGUCUGAAAACCUCUACUAUUUGUUCAGGUGUUAUAAACUACUAUUGUUGAUUUUAAUUCAAAAUUGGUACAAUGUUCUUAAUCUGUCUUUAUAAGAUAUGUAAAGUCUUUAUUUUAAAUGAUCUUUUUAAGAUUAGACUGUAUUUUAUCUGAUCUUUCAAUCAAAUCGAAUGUUCUAUUUAAUAUACUAAGUUUAAUAUAGUAUUAUUUUAUAGGCCAUUUUUAUGAUAAUUAUAUUUAAGUACUUAUGUAUUUUUUGUAUUUUCCAUUUUCUUAUUAAAUUUGGUGUGAAAUUUAAGUUCAGUAUGAAGGAUUGUAAAGUGAAAAUCGUAAAAAAUAUACUGCUGUUAUUGUAUCUAUCUAGUCAUUAAUUUGUAUUUUUGUAAAGUAUUUAUUGUAAAUAUACACCUUUUAAAAUCA